UCACAAGGUCGGGAAGGGUUUCCCCGACCUCUCGCGCACCUGCCGCCGCUUCCUCUCUGUCUCGCGCAGCCGCCGUCGCCUCCUCUCCCUCGCGCAGUCAGCAGACCCUCCCCCUUGCGCGCCGUUAGCAGAUCCCUGCACCGCUGACCGGCCCCUCCCCUCGCGCGCCGUCAGCAGAUCCCUCCGCUGCCGCCGCCGCGGUGCCUCGGCGUCUGCUGCUUCCCCACCGGAUACUAACAAAUGGGUUCUAGAAUUGAGUUGAUAAGGAAACAUUUGAAACAGGAGGAGGAGGAUGAUGAUGAGUUAUUUUUUGUGUUAGUUCCAGCUAUAUAUGCUUCCCUUUAUUCUAAAAAGAGGCCAGUACACACUUCUUGUCGUAGUGGUGCACAAAAAAUUAGAGAAAUGCUCGAUGGUCAUGAGAGCUGGUGCAAAUCUGAGUUUCGAAUGGAGCCAGAGAUCUUUAGAGCUGUAGCAAGCUAUCUUAGAAGGGAAGGAUUGUUGCAAGACACUUCAAAUAUGAGCAUUGAGGAGCAUCUUGGGAUAUUCAUGUACAUGAUAUCUCAAAAUGCUAGCAAUGCGAUCUUACAAAAAGAAUUUCAGCAUAGCGGGGAAACCAUACAUAGAAAGAUAAGCGAGUUCUUUGGUAUAAUCCCCGCUCUAACUCAAAGAUUUGUGAAGCUCCCAAGUGUAACCCAACCACAUGUGAAGAUUACAUCCAAUCCUCGGUUUUGGCCUUACUUUCAAAAUUGCAUUGGUGCAAUUGAUGGGACACACGUCCCCAUAACUAUUAGUGAAGAAAGAGCCCCUCCAUUUAGAAAUCGAAAAGGAACCCUUUCUCAAAACGUGAUGUUGGCGUGCGACUUCGAUUUGAAUUUCACAUUCAUCUCAUGUGGGUGGGAAGGGUCCGCAUCUGAUGCGGGGGUUCUUCAAUCAGCUUUAAGAAAGGGUUUCAGAGUGUCAGAUGGUAAAUACUAUCUUGUAGAUGGGGGAUAUGCAAACACUCCUUCUUUUAUUGCCCCAUAUCGAGGAGUUUCUUACCAUCUCAGUGAAUAUCGGAGGCGAGGGUUGAGUACUGUAUAUGCUGAUUAUAAGGAGUUAUUUAAUCAUUCUCAUGCCCUCCUUCGCAACCACAUAGAAAGGUCCAUCGGUGUCUUGAAGAAGCGAUUUCCUAUCCUCAAAGUGGGCACCUUUUAUCCCAUAGAGACUCAGGUUUUGAUUCCAUCAGCAGCAGUUUCAUUUCAUAACAUGAUUAGAGGUUUAAAUGGUGAAGAUGGAUGGUUGGAUCAGCACCCAACUAACAUCAAUUCUAGUCAAUUUGUUGAAUUACCAGAGGGAGAUAGCAAUUAUCAGUAUAGUAGUCAGUCCAAUGCUGGAAAUGCUCUUAGAGAUCAAAUUGCUAUGCAGAUGUGGAAUGAUUAUAAUAAUCAUUAG
Messenger RNA from Zea mays, 1431 nucleotides. Its product is annotated as protein ALP1-like. The record is from RefSeq and is a predicted model, not a curated record. Bases 241 to 1431 code for a protein of 396 amino acids. The transcript has 2 exons. NCBI's taxonomy places the organism in Eukaryota, Viridiplantae, Streptophyta, Magnoliopsida, Poales, Poaceae.